Molecule: messenger RNA, 1773 nt
Organism: Lodderomyces jiufengensis
Lineage: Eukaryota; Fungi; Ascomycota; Pichiomycetes; Serinales; Debaryomycetaceae
Product: ubiquitin-specific protease
Exons: 1
Coding region: 1-1773 (590 amino acids)
Biological process (GO): protein deubiquitination
Molecular function (GO): zinc ion binding; cysteine-type deubiquitinase activity
Source: RefSeq, a predicted model, not a curated record
AUGUCAUCAUCAAGAAAAUCAACUCCUAUUUCUACGAACAAUAAUAACUCAAAUAAUUCAACAAAUGGAGAUUCAAGAUCAAACGAGAGUUCACUACGGGAUAUAAAAACAGAACCACAAAGUGGUAAUGGAGAUAUUAAAUCAAUUGCAUUAAUAAAUUCAAAUUUUAAAUUCCUACCUGAUAAUUAUAAAUCUAUAAAUUCAUGUCUACAUUUGGAUCAAGUCUUGGAGUCCCGAGCAAAAGACACGGUAUUCGAUACAUAUAAACAAGCAGUUAUAAUAUCUCAACCUAUACUAAACACAACAAUAUACAAAUUAAAAAAAGAUGAUUCAUUAAUAAAUCACGACAAGAUUAUGAACAAAAAAAUCUCAAGUUUAAAAUGUAGUGAUUGCUCCAAAUCAAAUUUCCAACAAGUUAUGAUAUGUUUACAAUGUCCUCAUGUUGGAUGUGAAGAACAUUCAUUUUUACAUUAUAAAGGAACACAGCAUAUGUUUGCUAUUGAUCUGAAAUUUGGAUUAUUAUUUUGUUUUAAAUGCAAUAACUAUAUAAACCAUCCAGAAUUAGAAAAGAUAAGAUACAAGAUUAUAAAAAAUAAUGAUGAUGAAAUUAAUGAAAUUUAUGAAGAUAAUGAUACUAAGUCAAAAAUUCAAAUUGAUGAAAAUUAUACGGAACCAAAUAAAUUAUCAAUACUUGGAUUAAAAGGUUUUGUAAAUUUAGGAGCUACAUGUUUUAUGAGUUCAAUAUUACAAACAUUCAUACACAACCCCAUAAUAAAGACACAAUUUUUCAACAACGAUUUACAUUAUUUUAAUUGUGAACAUUUGAAAAAUCAAGAAAUUAAUGGAUAUAUAGGAGAAGAAAAUGCAUGUAUAACAUGUAGUAUAGAUUUGAUUUUUAAAAAUUUUUAUAACGUGGAAAAUAAUGAAGGUUUUGGAAUGACUAAUUUAUUAACUACUGCAUGGUACAAGCAUAAAUCAUUGGCGGGAUUUCAAGAACAAGAUGCUCAUGAAUUUUGGCAAUUUUUGCUAAAUGAAUUACACCAAGAUUAUCAAAGAGUAUUGGUGACACAAAAACAAAAUGAUUUAAAUCAUACAACUAAUGGUAAUGGAAACAUCAAAAUUGAAGAUAAAAUGAACAUUGAUGAAGAAGAACCAGCAACUGAACAAUGUAAAUGUAUAACUCACUCAACAUUCUCAUUUGAAUUACAAAGCUGUGUGAAAUGUAACUCAUGUAAUUCAAUAACAGAAACAGUAGAUCCAAUGAUUGAUUUAUCAUUAGAAAUAAAUCACUUAGUUCAAAAACACAACAAAAAAAUCAAUCUAUACGAUUGUCUCAAUCUAUUCACACAAGAAGAAAAAUUAGAUUCACCAAUAAAGUGUAAAUUUUGUUUCAAAAAAUCAAAAGCUACAAAGACAUUAAAACUUAAAAACUUAUCACCAAUAUUAUCAAUUCAAUUAAAACGAUUCAACCACAAUAUCGUAAGCGACACAAGUUCCAAAAUUGAAACACCAGUAGAAAUCCCACUAUACCUCAACCUACAAAAAUACCUCACAACAAAAGAAGAACAAUCACAAAAUGAAAAUCAAUUUUUUGAAUUAUUUUCAGUGGUUUGUCACAUUGGUUCAGUAAACACGGGACAUUAUAUAGUAUACAUUAAAAAUUUCCAAAAUUUAUGGUUUAAAUUUGAUGAUAGUGUGAUUUCAAUCGUUGAUCAAAUGAAUGUUUUAAAUUCAAAUGCAUAUUUAUUAUAUUAUAUAGUUCAUAACUUAUAA